CGACGACGACGUGCCAGCUAGGGGCGCACUCGCCGACAACGCGCCAGCUAGGGGCGCCUCCCUCCAGCGAGUCAUGAUGGACGCGUCGGACGGGGCGGAGGAGGCGGCGCAGGCUGUAUCGCCCUCGAGGAAGAGGAAGCGGGGGAAGGGGAAGCGGGCUGCGCCUAACGACGGCACCGGCUCAGCGAAGGGAGGCACGGCGGCAGGAGAGGCAGCGAAGAAGGGGAAGGACGAGAAGAUUGAGGGCAAGCCCGCCGAUACCGCUGCAGUUGCGCAAGGAGGGAGCGCUUGCGGCGGAGGACUCGACACGACAGGAGGAAGCGCUUGCGGCGGAGGGCUCGACACGACAGAGGGUGUAGGGGCGAGCAUCGAUGGGGAGGUCGUGGUUGUGGGCGCGGGUGCGACGAAGAAGAGGAAGCGGGCGAGGAAGGGGAAGGCGACGGUGGAGGGGAAGAAGGGGCUGGAGUUGGGGGAGGGAGAGGUUGUGGGGGCGGUAGGAGAGGUGGAAGGGGAGAGUAAGACGAAGAAACGCAGGAGGGGGAAGAAGGUGGCUGUGGAGAAUGCGUAG
Messenger RNA from Schizophyllum commune H4-8, 568 nucleotides. RefSeq lists its product as uncharacterized. The record is from RefSeq and is a predicted model, not a curated record. The coding region runs from base 74 to 568 and encodes 164 amino acids. NCBI's taxonomy places the organism in Eukaryota, Fungi, Basidiomycota, Agaricomycetes, Agaricales, Schizophyllaceae. The transcript has a single exon.